Molecule: messenger RNA, 4144 nt
Organism: Vicia villosa (hairy vetch)
Lineage: Eukaryota; Viridiplantae; Streptophyta; Magnoliopsida; Fabales; Fabaceae
Product: histone-lysine N-methyltransferase family member SUVH9-like
Exons: 2
Coding region: 272-2266 (664 amino acids)
Cellular component (GO): nucleus
Molecular function (GO): histone methyltransferase activity; protein binding; zinc ion binding
Source: RefSeq, a predicted model, not a curated record
AACCAAUUUAGGUAAAAAUGACAACAUAGUCACGCAUCUCGCAUCAUAAUAUUUUUCCUACUUCAGAUAAAAAUAACCUUAACCAAUAUCACAACUUUGUAACUCAAACAAAACAACACCAAUUACAAAUACCAAUAUCACAACUUUGUCUUGUCUCUUUCAUUCCCAUUUUCAUUUCAUGUUCCUUAAAAUUCAAUGUUUAUAAUUCUUUCAUUUUCAUUUUUUCUUCACUUCUUAGCUUAAAAAAAAAUUAAAAAUUAUUAACAACAACAUGGAUUCUCAAAACCCAAACUUUACUACACCUCCACCUGGUUUCUCUGUCCCUGUCCCAGCUUCAUUGCUAACUCCGAAGCAAGAGCCUCGUGACGAACCACCUCAACAGGAACAGAAUCAACAACAACAGCCGCAACCACAGCAAGAACCGAACCUGAAUGAUGUUCCGAACCUCAAUCUUAACCUAAAUCUUAACCUCGAUGAUAUUUAUGAAGAACAAACCCUACCCGAAGGGUUUUCCAACUUUAACCUUAUCUCAGAGGCUUACCCAACCGGGUUCACUACAGGUAUUCAACAACUCGAAAAUGACGUUGAUGAUGCUUAUGAUCCUAAUUCACGCGCCAUCGUUCCAGUUCCCGAGGCCCGUCAGAGUUACGACAACAAUGCUCCGGGGGCGGGGGAAGUUGCCGCGCAGAGGCUUCAACGCCGUUAUAAGGAGCUUGUCCGUGUGGCGGAUCUUGGUUUAGCGGACCAGCGUCAGUUUCGGGAUAUGGUGAGAAGGACAAGGAUGGUUUAUGAUUCGCUUCGCGUUUUGGCUUUGAUUGAAGAGGAGAAGAGAGGUGAUGUUCGUAGACUGAGAAGCGAUCUUAAAGCUUCUGCUUUGAUGAGGACCAGUGGUUUGUGGCUGAAUCGGGAUAAGAGAAUUGUUGGUCCGAUUCCUGGUAUUUGUAUUGGUGAUGUGUUUCUUUAUAGAAUGGAGUUAGUUGUGAUUGGUUUACAUGGGCAGCCGCAAGCCGGAAUUGAUUAUUUGCCUGGUAGUAUGAGUUCAAAUGGCGAACCGAUUGCUACUAGUGUGAUUGUUUCUGGUGGAUAUGAGGAUGACAUCGAUCAAGGCGAUGUUAUUAUCUAUUCUGGUCAUGGUGGUCAGGAUAAGAAUUCGAGGCAGGUUUUUCAUCAGAAGUUGGAAGGUGGGAACCUUGCGAUGGAGAGAAGUAUGCAUUAUGGGAUUGAAGUUAGGGUUAUUCGCGGUGUUCGGUAUGAAGGUUCGUCUUCUGCUUCUGGUAAGGUUUAUGUUUAUGAUGGCUUGUAUAGGAUUGUUGAAUAUUGGUUUGAUGUUGGUAAGUCCGGUUUUGGUGUUUAUAAGUUUAAGUUAUGGAGGAUUGAUGGUCAAGCUAAGAUGGGUAGUGUGAUUCUUAAGGAUGCUCUUAUGCUGAGGAGGGAUCCUUUGUUUAUUAAACCUAUGUGUGUUUUUUCGCUUGAUAUUUCGAAUAGGAACGAGAAUGUCGGUGUGAGGCUUUUUAAUGAUAUUGAUAGGAGUAAUGAUCCGAUGUGUUUUCAGUAUCUUCCAAGGUCUACUUUUCCGCAGUUUGUGUUUCAUCACAGUGGGAGGGUGACGGGUUGUGAGUGUGUGAAUGGUUGCGUCGAAGGAUGCUUUUGUUUCAUGAAGAAUGGAAAUGAGUUUCCUUAUAGUCAAAGUGGGCUUCUCUUGAAAGGAAGACCGUUAGUCUUUGAAUGCGGUCCUUUUUGUAGAUGUCCGCCUCAUUGUCGUAACCGUGUUACACAAAAAGGGCUGAAAAAUAGGUUGGAAGUGUUUAGAUCUAAAGAGACUGGUUGGGGAGUCAGGUCUUUGGACCUUAUUCAAGCUGGAGCUUUUAUAUGUGAAUACACCGGGAUUGUUUUGACUAGGGAGCAAGCACAGGUUUUGAUCAUGAAUGGUGAUUCAUUGAUAUAUCCGAAUCGCUUUUCGACUAGGUGGGAAGAAUGGGGUGAUUUAUCUCUGGUAAACCCUAAUUAUGAGCGCCCGACGUAUCCAUCAGUUCCUCCUUUAGAUUUUGCUCUGGAUGUGUCAAAAAUGAGGAAUGUUGCUUGCUACAUGAGUCAUAGCUCAACUCCCAAUGUGUUGGUUCAGUUUGUUCUAUAUGAUCACAAUAAUUUGAUGUUCCCUCACCUUAUGCUAUUUGCGAUGGAGAACAUCCCUCCGAUGAGAGAGUUUAGCCUUGAUUAUGGAGUAACUGAUGAUGAGUUGACUGGCAAGCUCGCUAUAUGUAACUGAAUAUUUUGGGCGCCGUACAUUAAGAUUAAAACGUCACUUUAAGAACUCACGUGCCGCUGUUUCUCACUCUUGCCUCCGUUCAUCUCGUUCAUUCGACGUAUUUCUGUAGUUAUAACGAAGUUGUCUUCUCCGAUGCAACAGCCUUCAUGCACCAACAAGGUAACAAAGACCAUUCUCCAUGGCGUCUCUUGCGAUUCUUCUUCUCAUUCCCAUAAUAAAUCUUGUACCGGAGGCCUUUAUAAGCCAAGUCGUCACAAAUCUGGAGCCGCAAACUUCUGAUUUUAAUCGUGUCUCUUGCGAUUAUUCAUCCCAUUCCUUUAAUAGAUCUUGUACGAGAGGCCUUUGUAUGCCAAGUCGUCACAAAUCUGGAGCCGCAAACUUCUGAUUUUAAUCAAUACAAAUCCGGUGUUGGAUUGAUUAUGUAAAUGGGAAUUUUUAUUUGUUUUUUAGAUUUUAUAUCUCAAGGGAACAAUGACCUUUUUUAAGUAAGCGGUAAAAUAUCGGUGUCUCUAAUUAUUUUCCCUGUAUGCUAGAAAUUCAUGGAGGUUUCACAGUUAAAAUACCUGGCCAUUUAUUGUUUAUUGGUACUAUUUUAUUGAAUCUAUGGUUUUAAAAGCUUAACCUUUCCUUUCAUGAGAUGCCCUUUUCUAGUCAAGCUUUUAUGCAAAAUAAUUCAUUUUAUUUAAUUCAUACCGUAUCGCAUAUUACAUUAUGGCAAUUCUCUAAUUUAACCAUUAUGUCUUUCCUUUUCAGAGAUGCAUAAUAUGUUAAGCUUGCAACCAAUAAUUCUUUAAUUUAAAUUUUCCUUAAAAGAUAACAGACUAACUCGAGAGUUUACAAAAACUCGUGAUGGUCCAUAGGCCUGCCUUAUAGUAUAAAAUAUACACCUAUAAGUGAUAUAAUUUCCGAUAUACAUAACAUAAUAACACUGUAGUCAACUCAGUAGCGGCGUGAUAGCAUAUCGAUUUUGAAAAUCUGCUACAGAAACUGCAACCAUUAUCCUAGUUUGGCUAUUAUGGUUAUAGUGUUUAUUGUUUCUGUUUCUGCUAUUAACCUUUAAGCCUUCACUAUAAAUAUUUAGUAUAUUUUAUUUUUAAAUAACUGUUAUUUCCCUCGCUGUUGUCGCUACGUCAGCUAGGAGAAACUAGACUAGCUUCCACUAGUUCUCUAAUAGAGAAACUAGGAUAGCAUUACGGUUUUCAUGGCAAGUUCAUCACAGUCUACUAUGCUAUAACACCCCCAUUUGACAACAGGAGCGAACUGGUAAGACUCUUUAAGACAGACAUCGCCAGUCUAACUUUCAAACUCCGCAGUACAUGGCCCGAGACCUGCAGGUUUCAUAACUGUCUGCUCUGUCACGCACAAGAAAUACAAUUAAAAUAGCGAAAUCUAGAUUUAAAUAGUAAAAUCUUACGAUUUUGACCAAUGAAUUGCUGUGAGAUCCCACUUUUGUGCUUGAUCGAUGCGAGUUUGUAGCAAAAUUGAUUUUGGAUUGUGAAAUAGCACGAUUGUGUGCGAUCCAGAGUGUUCAUAUGGGCUCAGCUCAGCUUUUACCCGGGUCACGCGGCCUGAUUAGGUAAAAACAAAGCAAACAUACAAUUUUGGAUUGUGAAAUAGCACGAUUGUGUGCAAUCCAGAGUGUUUAUAUGGGCUCAGCUUUUACCCGGGUCACGCGGCCCGAUUAGGUAAAAACAAAGCAAACAUAUGUUUUUCAUCAUUUGAACUGCAUAGUCUCCCUCCCUCAAACAACUUAUAGCCUUUCAUCUGCUUUUCUGCGCCAUCAUUUGUCACUCACUAUCAACAAACACGGCAUUCUUUGUUUUCUGCUGAGUAUCCAAAUAUGUGGCUUUGAAAGUUUGCUAUGACUAUUACUUAGUU